Messenger RNA from Choloepus didactylus (southern two-toed sloth), 2434 nucleotides. RefSeq names its product HHIP like 2 (gene HHIPL2). The transcript has 9 exons. NCBI's taxonomy places the organism in Eukaryota, Metazoa, Chordata, Mammalia, Pilosa, Megalonychidae. The record is from RefSeq and is a predicted model, not a curated record. Bases 142 to 2184 code for a protein of 680 amino acids.
GUUGGUUGGAGUUGGCAGGCUCCCUGGCUCCCUGUCUCUUCAGGCAAUUUCUGCCUUUGCCUCACAUUUUUGUUGGGCCAGGUAGGCUUGCUGCAGGGGCACCCCCAGUGCCUGGAUUAUGGGCCUCCCUUCCAGCCCCCCAUGCACCUUGAGUUUUGCUCUGACUAUGAGGCCUUUGGGUGCUGUGACCAAAGCAAGGACCACCGCAUCGCUGCCCGGUACUGGGACAUCAUGGACUACUUUGACCUGAAGGGCCACGAGCUGUGUGGAGGUUACAUUAAAGACAUCCUUUGUCAGGAGUGCUCACCAUAUGCCGCUCACCUCUACGAUGCUGAGAACCCACAGACACCCCUCCGGAACCUUCCUGGCCUCUGCUCCGACUACUGCUCUGCCUUCCAUUCUAACUGCCACUCUGCCAUUUCCCUGCUGACCAAUGACCGUCGCCUUCAGGGGUCCCAUGGAAAGGAUACAACACGCUUCUGCCACCUUCUCAACCUUCCUGACAAGGACUACUGCUUCCCCAAUGUCCUGAGGAAUGCCCAUCUCAACCAAAACCUGGGUGCGGUGGCUGAAGACUACCAGGGCUGCUUGCAGCUCUGCCUGACUGAGGUGGCCAAUGGACUGAGGAACCCUGUCUCCAUGGUCCACGCCGGGGAUGGCACCCAUCGCUUCUUUGUUGCUGAGCAGGUGGGAGUUGUGUGGGUCUAUCUGCCUGAUGGGAGCCGCCUGGAACAACCCUUCUUGGACCUCAAGAGCAUUGUGUUGACCACUCCAUGGAUCGGAGAUGAGAGAGGCUUCUUGGGAUUGGCUUUUCAUCCUAAAUUCCGCCGCAACCGCAAGUUCUAUAUUUAUUAUUCAUGUCUGGGCAAGAAGAAGGUAGAAAAGAUCCGGAUUAGUGAGAUGAAGGUUUCUCGGGCUGAUCCCAACAAAGCAGACCCAAAAUCAGAGAGAGUCAUUUUGGAGAUAGACGAACCUGCCUCAAAUCAUAAUGGUGGACAGCUCCUUUUUGGCCUGGAUGGCUAUAUGUACAUAUUCACUGGGGAUGGAGGACAGGCUGGGGAUCCCUUUGGCAAGUUUGGAAAUGCUCAGAACAAAAGUUCUCUGCUGGGCAAAGUGUUAAGAAUAGAUGUGAAUGGAGCAGGUGCAGGUGGCAAGCGGUACCGAGUCCCCCUGGAUAAUCCGUUCCUUUCUGAGCCAGGAGCGCACCCCACCAUCUAUGCCUAUGGGGUCAGAAACAUGUGGCGCUGUGCCGUGGACCGGGGGGACCCCAUCACCCGCCAGGGCCGAGGCCGGAUAUUCUGUGGGGAUGUGGGCCAGAACAGGUUUGAAGAAGUCGAUCUCAUUGUCAAAGGCGGGAACUAUGGCUGGAGAGCAAAAGAAGGGUUUGAAUGUUAUGACAAAAAACUUUGUCACAAUGCCUCUUUGGAUGACAUUCUGCCAAUCUAUGCUUAUGGCCAUGCAGUGGGGAAGUCAGUCACUGGAGGUUAUGUCUACCGUGGGUGCAAAUCCCCAAAUCUCAAUGGCCUCUACAUCUUUGGGGACUUCAUGAGUGGUCAACUUAUGGCUCUACAGGAAGAUAGAAAAACCAAGAAAUGGAAUAAACAGGACAUUUGCCUAGGCAACACCAAGGCCUGUGCCUUCCCAGGGCUGAUCAGCAUCCAUAGCAAGUUCAUCAUCUCUUUUGCUGAAGAUGAAGCAGGGGAGCUGUAUUUUCUGGCCACCUCUUACCCCAGUGCUUAUGCACCACGUGGAUCUAUUUACAAAUUUGUCGACCCCUCAAGGCGAGCACCCCCCGGCAAGUGCCAGUACAAGCCAUUGCCAGUGAAAACUAAGAGUAGGCGGAUCCAGUUCAGGCCACUCGCCAUCUUGGACUUGCUAAAGGAGCAAUCAGAGAAAGCUGCUAGAAAAUUACCCAGCCCAGCCCAACCCUCCUCUGAGAAAGGCUCCUCCAAGAAGCCAGCCUCUCCCAUAAGCAGCAAGAAAACAUUGCGAGGGCCUGGUACAAAGAAGAAAGCCAGAGGGAAGAGCCUGAAAAACCCCAGUAGCAGGGUGACAGCGCCAGCCCAGCGGAAACGGGCUGGCAGAAGUCUCCCUCAGCCUCUUCUAUCAAGGUGGCCGACCAGGGGGCCUGAAGGAAGAGAACCCCCUCACCAUGCAGAAGCUGAUGUUGAACGUGGGCCUUAGAAGUACAGGAAGAAGGGGCUGCAGGCAGAGAGAACUCCACACUGGCCUGCAUGGUUUUCCUUUCCACAGGAAGCUCACUGUCUAUGGGAAUGAAUGAAUGUUCUGUGUCCAAAUGGAGCACUUCGGCAGGAAGACCAAAUCCCAUGUUGCCAGCGCUGGUGGGUAAUCUGGCAGGAUAAUCUUUUAAUGUGCUAGAAUCCAACUCGCUAUCUCUAUUUUGUCUUGUAAUGUAAUAAAUCUAAUGUAAUAA